AUGGAUACAACCUUCAUUGAUGCUUUGAUUGAAGAAUGCCGCAAAGGUAAUAGAGUGGAUGGCACAUUUACUACAAUGACAUAUGACAACAUACUUUCACUUUUGAGAUCUAUCUAUGGUAACCACAUCCGCAAAGAGAAUCUUAAGAAUAGACUCAAGACUUUAAAGGAUCAUUUUGGAGUUUGUUAUGAUAAUUUUCAUGGGCUUAGUGGGUUUUCCUGGAAUCCAAUUACAAAGAUGUUUAAGGCUGAAGUUGAAGUCUGGGAAGAAUUGAUUAAGGCAAAACCAGAAGUGAAAAAGUGGAUGCGUACUCCAAUCAAACACUAUGAUAAACUAUUUGAGAUAUAUGGUACAGACAGGACAACAGGAAAACAUGCUGAAAGUGCCAAAGAAAAAGUGAAAAGGUGGGAAAAGAAUAAAGAAAAAAUUAACUUGAAUGAUGAUGAUAGUUUUUUAAAUAUGGAAGAGGAGUGGAAUGAGAAUCCAAUUACUCCUCAUGCUACUAGUUUUACAAUGGGUCAUAGUCCUGAAAUUGGUUUAUCUAACCAAUCAACUGGCUCUCAAGGAACAUCAUCAAGAGGUACUAAACGCAAAACAAUCAUGAGUGAUAAAUUAGAAUCAGAAAUGGAAACAAUGAGUAAAGGCAUUCAAGCAUUGACUGACAUGAUGAAAGAUGAGAAUCAUUUUUAUGAGAGAUCAAUUAAUAUUGCUGAAAAGCAAGUGUUAACAGCUGAAGAAUAA
Molecule: messenger RNA, 741 nt
Organism: Arachis ipaensis
Lineage: Eukaryota; Viridiplantae; Streptophyta; Magnoliopsida; Fabales; Fabaceae
Source: RefSeq, a predicted model, not a curated record